This is a messenger RNA of Ziziphus jujuba (common jujube), 1946 nucleotides long. RefSeq lists its product as uncharacterized. Lineage: Eukaryota; Viridiplantae; Streptophyta; Magnoliopsida; Rosales; Rhamnaceae. Gene Ontology annotation, molecular function: protein binding. The record is from RefSeq and is a predicted model, not a curated record. The transcript has 10 exons.
UUUUUGGAAAAAAAGAGAAUUGUAAUUUUGUACACGGUUUUGGAGCUGUUUGGGAAUAAUAAAUUGUAAUUUUGUGCUUGAUUUUUUUUUUAAGUUAAAAUUUUUUUUUUGGCUGAAUUUUUUAGGUUAAAAUUUUGUGCCGGUGCUAAUCUGCUUUUACAUCCAGUGUUAUUGUUUAUUUAUUUAUGUAUUCUUGCAAAGUGAUAGGAUAGUAUUUUAUCAUUAUUUUUAUUUGGCAUAAAGUACGUGUAAAAUGAAAAUAGAGUUGGUCUCGGACCGAAUAUAUAUGGAUAGCGAGUUCCAAAACCCAGUAGACUUAGGGUUUAUGUGGAAGAAAACUCGCAAGAAUCCAUUGCAGACCCAUGGCUCGGUUGAGCUCCGAUCAGCUCUUGAACGACGACAACUCCGUUGGAUGUCUCAAACUCAACCACAAAGCUCUCUCUGAUGUCUCGUGCUUGAGAGAUUUCAAAAACUUGGAAAGGCUCGAUCUCAGCUUCAACAAGCUUACUUCUCUCGAGGGUUUGAAGUCAUGCAUUAAUUUGAAGUGGUUAUCGGUUGCACAAAAUAAAUUAGAGAGCUUGAAAGGAAUUGAAUCACUUUCUAAGCUCACUGUGCUAAAUGCAAGCAAGAAUAAGCUUAAAUCUAUGGAGGAACUCAGGUCUAUCACCAGCUUGCGUGCAUUAGUUUUGAAUGAAAAUGAGAUUAGUUCCAUUUGCAAGCUUGAUCGGAUGAAAGAUUUGAAUACUCUUGUUCUCUCCAAAAAUCCUAUUGGUGAAAUUGGUGAAUCUUUGGCAAAGGUUAAAUCAAUCACGAAGCUUUCUCUUUCUUAUUGCCGCCUUCAGAGUAUAAGCUCCUCACUCAAGUCCUGUAUUGAAUUGAAAGAACUCAGACUCUCUCACAAUGAAAUCAAGAGUCUCCCAGCUGAGUUGGCUCAUAAUAAAAAUCUACUUAAUUUGGAUUUGGGAAGCAAUGUGAUCACACGGUGGUCAGAUCUAAAGGUCCUUAAAUCAUUGGUUAGUCUGAGAAAUAUUAAUCUUCUAGGAAAUCCUAUUGUUGAAAAUGACAAAUACAUGAAAAAGGUUAGAACCAUCUUAUUAAACUUGCGGGUAUUCAAUGCCAGACCCAUUGAUAAAUAUUCAAAGAUUGGAAAGCGUGAUAGAGUUGAGCUAGAAACCGAAAAGGGAGAUAAUCUCGACAGUACUGAUUUUGAAGUGAAGAAGCAACUGAAGCAGGAAAGGCAAAAAACAGCUAAGAAUCUCUUAGAAAAUGAAUAUCUGGGCCAUGAGGAAGACAAGAACGAUCAAGUCAAGGAAAAGAAAUCUAAACAUCAUGAGCCAAAUCAAGGUACAGUUGCCAAUCUUGGGAACAAUGUUUAUUUGGAGAAGGAAUCAAAUGAGAGAAGUGGAAAAAAGAAUGACAAGCUUCAGACAAGAGAAUGAUUGAUACAGGACAAGGAGAAUACCAACGUCAAAAAGAAACUAAAGGAAAAAUCAAAGGUAAAACGAGGUGAACUUGAUGUUCUUGAUGAUGGAGAUGCUUCCAUUGUAGAGCUUUUAUCUGUGAGCAGCACAAAAGACACCGAACAAGGCACUAUAGAGAGGAUUACUAUCAAGGAUAGUCAAGUUUCAAAGUCAGGGGGUGGCAUGGUGACUUUUCAGGCGAAGAGGAAGAAAGCUAAAACCAUGGGUGCAGAUUCCUUGCUACAAUCAUUCCCAGCUGUUGAAGUUGGAAUGGGUGGGCCUUCAACUUGGGGUGAUGAGUAAUUAUGGUGGGAAAUGUUCUGAUCAUGUCAAAUUCCGGAUACUGAGUCCUCCAUGGUUAUGUUUCCUGCUCUUACUGGUUCAAGUUGUACCAUAACUCGAUUAGUUUCUGAAAUCUGCAAUCAGGACCUGCUUAAUGUGGUUCUAAUCGAAUAGUUAAUGGGCAAGAUUUGUGUUGUUUUUCCA